Molecule: messenger RNA, 1258 nt
Organism: Arachis duranensis
Lineage: Eukaryota; Viridiplantae; Streptophyta; Magnoliopsida; Fabales; Fabaceae
Exons: 6
Coding region: 341-898 (185 amino acids)
Biological process (GO): box C/D snoRNP assembly
Molecular function (GO): box C/D methylation guide snoRNP complex binding
Source: RefSeq, a predicted model, not a curated record
CCUUUCUCCGUUUUCACUUCCUCUGUUCCUCAGCUCUUCUCCAAGACCAUAGUGAGUCCUCUCAUCACUCUCAGUUUCUCUUCACUUCACGUCUUCACCCUCAAAAAGAACAGAGCUCUUCCUGUUUCCCCCAAAAAAACCCUAGCCUCCUCCACCGCCGCCGCCGUCCGUCGCGCCCAAAAGCUUCGUCUGUUCGUCGUGCUCCAGCCCCUCUCCUCGUUCCCCUGUUCCUCGUCCGUUCUUCUCGCUGCUCAGUCGCGCUUUGCCCGCCGUCUCUCGUCGUGCUCGUCGCCGUCGUCCGUCGUGCUCGUCCCUCGAAGUCAUAACUGCCAGAGUCUCCAUGGCAGAAAGGAGCAAGGAGCUUCUUCACUUGGAGCACAAGGCCACACCCCUCUCAUCCUUAGAAUCCACACUUCUUGUUUGUAACGGCAAAAGAGAACAAUGCACUCAAGCUAAGAUACUUCCCCCUAAUGGCACUCCUCUUACUUCUCCUAUUCCCAAAAGCCAACUUUUAGGGAAGGUUAAAGAUUUCUUAGGAGUGAUGUCAGAAGCAAAUAAGCGGCUGGAACUUGAUGCGAAGGAUCAUCCUGAGAGUUACAAUAUUGAAGAGCUCACUGGAAAUGAAUCCAAAGUUAUUGAAAUGGAUUUGAUGCUUGGUGUUGCGGAUCUUAAUACGCCUGAGGCUGUGGCUGCUGCUGAAUCAGCAAUUUCCAGUUGUCAGCCUGCGAUUUCAUUGGCCGCUGAUGGCAAAGACACGGACACAGAUUCAGAUGAAAGCAGUGCUGAAGAUGAUAACGAGGAUGAUGGAAUCAGAAGUGGUGAUGCUGGAAAUGAUGGUAGAAAGCCUUCAUCUCUUGAUGAUGAAAAACGAAAGGGAAAUCAUAAUUCCAAAAAAUGAGCAAGGAUAGUUGAGCUCUCCUGAACUCGAUGGUGUGUGGUAACUGGUAAGGGGUUAUGAGAACUAGAUGCAUGAGUUGGCGUAUAUUGUUGUAUGUACUUACUAAGAUGAUAUCAGCAAGAAUCAAAAUGCAUCUUUUACAUCUAGGGUAGGAAUAUAUUGUUUGAUUUUGGCUUACGUUUGAGAUCAAACAAUAGCAGCCUCCAUAUCUGAGUUAAUUUAGUGGUAACUCCUCAAUGAGCUAUGCAUGUAUUUAUGCCCUUAAUGGCAGAUAUGCUCUUGCUAAAUUUCAGUGUUUUUAACUUUUAGAGCCAUUUUCCAUGCAAUAUGUUAAUUUAUGCAACCUGUUAAUUUUCAAAA